Messenger RNA from Penicillium atrosanguineum, 969 nucleotides. RefSeq lists its product as uncharacterized. The coding region runs from base 1 to 969 and encodes 322 amino acids. The transcript has a single exon. Lineage: Eukaryota; Fungi; Ascomycota; Eurotiomycetes; Eurotiales; Aspergillaceae. The record is from RefSeq and is a predicted model, not a curated record.
AUGUCUAUCCCAAUUGGAAGCCAUGAGCGAGAUCAGCUCUUUGGGACUAAGACACCCCCGGGGCUCGGAAGCGUACAAACUAUGCGAUGGGGAGCGAAAAACCCUCCCAAUGAUCCGCAGGUCUCAUUUUCAGGCAUGAACGUCAUGCUUACCGGUGCCAACUCCGGUAUUGGGUACGAAGCCGCCGUAAAGUUUGUCAAACUGGGGGCAUCGAAGGUGAUAUUAGCCGUCCGAACACUUGAAAAGGGGCAUGCGGCCAAGCGAAAUAUCCAGAUGUCUGUGGGAGAGGGAUGCAAAUGUGAUCGUAUCAUUGCCAUGCAGCUUGACAUGGAUGAUUUCGGAAGCGUGAAGCGGUUCGCGACCAGCUUGGAGGAAGAGGUCGGAGCGGAUGGCCUGCAGGUCGCCAUAUUGAAUGCUGGAGUUGCCCCUGGAACCUAUUCAGUGGUCAAGAAGACAGGCUGGGAAUCAGCGCUACAGGUCAAUGUUCUGUCUACAGCUUUGCUCGCCAUCUGUGUUCUACCUCUUCUCAAAUUGGGUUCAGAAGGAAACGUGCACCCGGCACAACUCAUCCUCACAGGUAGCGCCGAGUGCGUCUCGGUGACGAAGGAUAUACCCAUCGAUGCUCCCAAUGUGCUGGAAGCUUUAAAUGAGCCCAAAUCAUUUUACUCUCGGAGCUCAUAUCUCAUCACGAAACUUUUGGUUGUCUAUGUUAUGCAGGGAUUGAUAGAUGAUUAUUUGGUCGCACCUUUGGACCCACAAUACCAUGUGGCUAUCAGUGUCGUCUGCCCCGGCUACACAGUGACUAAUCUCACCCGAGACCUUCCCUGGCCUCAGAAAAUCGCCAUGAUGUUGUUGAACAUAUAUGGCGGGAGAUCUGCGGAGGAAGGAAGUCGUUCCUUGCUAAGCGCGUCAUUGCUCGGGGCAGCUGGCCAUGGAAAGUUUUGGACCAACGACAACUUCCUUGAGUGA